Messenger RNA from Esox lucius (northern pike), 567 nucleotides. RefSeq lists its product as uncharacterized. The transcript has 2 exons. The record is from RefSeq and is a predicted model, not a curated record. The coding region runs from base 1 to 567 and encodes 188 amino acids. NCBI's taxonomy places the organism in Eukaryota, Metazoa, Chordata, Actinopteri, Esociformes, Esocidae.
AUGGGCAGACCUCAGGCUGUGAGGAUUAGCAAUAACAACUCCUCACUGUCUCCUGACAUUGUGGCUGCCCUGGGAGGGUCAGGAGCCGGCGGAGGGCCAGGAGCCGGCGCUGUGGUGUCCGGGACAGGAGAGGGCACCGGGGCGGCUGGGACAGCGGGAGGUGCUGGCGGCGUCAGCCGCUGGGCAGCGGGAGAUGCUGGCGGCGUCGGCCGCUGGGCAGUGGGAGAAGCUGGCUGUGACUCCAAGGCAGCAGGGGACGUGGCUGCGACUCCAAGGCAGCAGGGAACAGCCGGCGCCGUGAUGCAGGCACCGGACGUAGAGGGGGUGCUGUCAAGGCCCCCCUCGGGCACCCACUCAGACCCCCUAAAAAAUUUCUGGGGGUGCCUCUGGGUCUCUGUAACCCGAGGAGGCCUCUGUUCAGGAGGGAACCGCAAACCAGGCGUUGGACACCUCGCCCUGAGUUGCGGUGCUGCCUUCCUCUUUUUCGGCCUCCUCUCUUACGUCCCGUCCUUUCUGCCUCCUGCAUAUCCUGCAGGAGCCCUUUUACCAGCUCCUCCUGCUCCUUAG